Molecule: messenger RNA, 786 nt
Organism: Dentiscutata erythropus
Lineage: Eukaryota; Fungi; Glomeromycota; Glomeromycetes; Diversisporales; Gigasporaceae
Source: the annotation of a GenBank genome assembly
AUGAACGAUCCGGAUGGAGUAUUCUGGUUCGAAGAAAUUUCAUCACGUAACGAACGUAUUAUUUUAAACGUUGGAGGAAUCAAGUAUGAAACAUAUCGCUCAACUUUGACUGCAUAUCCUGAUACAUUGCUUGGAACUAUGUUUCAGGCAAGAAAUCACUCAUUACUACAUCCAACAAAUAAUAACGAAUACUUUAUCGAUCGCAAUGGCCGUGCAUUUCAUUACAUUUUAGAAUUUUAUCGAACCGGAGAAGUUAUUUGGCCAAAUGAUGAUUCAGUGCAAACAUGUUGUUGUACACAAGUAUCUCGACAAGAAUUAACCAUGGAAUUAGAUUAUUUUCAAAUUCCUGUUUCUAAAGACAUUGAUUUAAAAAAUGUUGACAAUCCAAAAUCCUUAGCAAUAAAAUUAGAUGGAUUUGUUACGGCUUUAGGUGAAUCAAUAUGUCUUGCAAGACAAGAUUAUCAAACUGUCCUUCAUAUAAAAUUUUAUGAUCGUUUACCUAUUCAUAACAUGAAAGACAUUCCAAAAACUCUUCCUAUUCAAAUUCAUUCUCACCCACAAAUAGAUAGAUUAUUUAGACCUUAUAUUAGUAGUGGUUUUUAUAUAUUGGAAAUGUUUUCUAAACAUAUAGAAUCACACAUUAAAAGUCUCAUGCCAGAUAUACGAUGGUGUUUGGAUAAACGAUUCAAAUUUGAACCUGAACCAACUUAUUAUGAUUUAAAAAUUGUUGGAAGUAGUUUAUUGGAUAAAAAUGAAAUAUUAAAAUAUUCAAAUAUCGGAAAAUAG